This is a messenger RNA of Mytilus californianus (California mussel), 1560 nucleotides long. RefSeq lists its product as uncharacterized. The transcript has a single exon. NCBI's taxonomy places the organism in Eukaryota, Metazoa, Mollusca, Bivalvia, Mytilida, Mytilidae. Gene Ontology annotation, biological process: regulation of DNA-templated transcription. Bases 1 to 1560 code for a protein of 519 amino acids. Gene Ontology annotation, molecular function: DNA binding. The record is from RefSeq and is a predicted model, not a curated record.
AUGUCACCGGUAACAGGAAUAUCCAUCUUCAACAGGAAACCAAAUGAUCCCCUUGUUACAGCACAACCUUUCACCUGCUUCCAUGGAAACAACAUCAGCAGCAAACAGACUCGCAGACGACUACUCACUGAUGGACAGCAAUUGAAACCGUUGUACAAUAAUAAAGAAAAUUAUUUACAAAACUUGCAACAAAACUCAAUGUUUAAAGACUUGUCAAAGUUGUUAGCAGAAGAAUGUCUUCAUAUGCAGGUACCAACAAACUUAAUGAAUGUCAAGUGGGAUUCUAAGAACAGUGCUGUUGGUCGAAGUUCAAAUAUUCAUUCUGCUCACCUAAAUCUUCAGAAGAGAUUCCUACAACUCAGAUCUCAACAGAACUGUCAAGUUGUGACAAAAGCUCGAGACAUUGAAUGUAGAUAUUCCAAAGAGGUAAGCACAAUGGAAGUUGCCAGAUAUAUAGAAGUCAGCUCCACACAAGAACACUCUCAUUUUAUUCAUGACAGAUUUGACCAUUGUCGAUUUCAGCUGAUAGAAGACACCAAACGUAAUCUUGAAGAACUUGUGUUACUAGAAACCACAACAAAACAACACAAACAAACUGCAAAAAGAACUAUCAACUCUAGUGCUUCAUAUGAAUCAGCAUCUACCAGUUUUUCAUCAAGUGAUUCGACUUUACCCAUUCAGGACAUAGACGUACUCAGCUUAGCUAUGGAAGCUGCCGAUGUUCUCCCUGAAAGUACAGACUUGUAUCAGCAGUUUGGUGCAACCACUUCAGUACAUAUUUCAAAUGUAUUGGAAUCAUUCGAUUUACCUCGACAGGAUUACAUGCAAUGCAAGCAGGUAUCACCACCAAAUACUGACCAGAGAACUAAUUCGCCAAGACGACUAUCACUAAAGCGCAAAUUUGAAGAAGAAAGUCGCCUUACAUCUGACCAACAACCGAAGAAACCGAACACUGAUAGAUGUUUGUCAAGGCCACGCCAGAUUAAACCAGAAGCUACACGGAUACUGACAGAAUGGUAUGAUGCUCACGUGACGUAUCCCUACCCAAACGAUAAAGAAGUAGAAGAACUAGCAAACAUUACAAACCUUUAUACCAAACAGGUGAAGAAAUGGAUGGCAAACAAAAGAGUUCGUUGCUUUAAUACUCUAUCCAUCACUGGAAACAAACACCCGAUUAAGAAUAAGCUAACCGGAAAGAAGAAAGACACGGAUAAUGGUAAUACGUACAGCCAACUUGACGGUAAAUCCAGAGAAACCUUGAAUGGUUGGUACCAGCAACACAUCACUAAUCCAUACCCAUCAGAGAAAGAAAAAGAAAUGCUAGCCAUUACAACAGGAAUAACAGUACCUCAGGUCAAGUCGUGGUUUGCCAACAAGAGGAGCAGAGCAAAUAAUAGAAAGCGUCAAGUACCAAACUAUUUCCUCGAAAAAUUCCCAGAAUAUGCACCACAUGUACAGCUGGUUCAAGAACAAAGAGACCAGUCAAGGAAAAGAUUUCGUCCUCAGUCCACUAAUUUCACAGAGUUUGCAAUGUUUAGUGAGCAGAACUAUUAUUUCUAA